CAGAAUUCUGGAAUUAUUCCAAUUGCUGGACAUUUCAAUUAUCAGUAUGGUACAAAUUGGAGACAAUGUGGAUUUUAGAGAGGACCCAAAACAUUAUUAACAGGCAUUCAUUGUGUUUGAAGUAAAAUGUUGAUUUACUAAGAAAUAUAUAGACCUUACUUUUAAAUUAUGUGUUGAGACUGAGAGUUACUUUGUCUCUUAGAUAUCAACACUCAUUUCAAUAAUAAUAAGCCAGGUGAUGGAUAGAGAUAAGAAUUGUUUGAAGAACCUUCCCAUUUGCCGUAGAGGUGAAAAGGGGUGCAAAGCAGUGGUGGGUUACCCCCCCCCCCCCGGUUCACACCAAUUCUAUAGAACAGGUAGUAAAACCGGUGGGAGGCUCCGCCCACUGACCCCGAUGUCAUCAAAACACUUCUGUGCUUGCACAGAAGAGCGUACGGCCCUGCUGCGAACCGGUAGUAAAGUGGUCUUCUUGAAACUUCAUGUCACAGGCGCUUUCCAGAUACGUUUAUCUGGAGGUCCUAACCUUUGUGUGGGACGGGUGGAAGUUCUCCACAAAGAUGAAUGGGGGACCGUGUGUGAUGAUGAUUGGGACCUGCGUGACGUUGCUGUUGUGUGCCGAGAACUAAACUGUGGGGAAGCCCUUUCAGCACCUCAUGGAGCCUGGUUUGGUGAAGGAGUUGGUUCUAUCUGGCUCAAUGAAGUACACUGUGCAGGUACUGAGAGGCACCUGCUUUCCUGCCAUCACCGUGGCUUUCGCAAGCAUAUAUGUACCCAUGAGGAAGAUGCCAGUGCCAUCUGCUCAGAACAACGCAUCCCUCUUUUCACUGCCAUUCCUGCCCACACACCUUUCAAGAAGGGCAAAAUGGAAGCAGUAACAACCAUAAGGCCAUUUGUAUCAUCUACACCUACUGAGGAAAACCUAAGACUUGUGGGUGGCAGAAAUCAGUGUUCUGGCCGGCUAGAGAUAUUUCAUGAAGGGCAGUGGGGGACAGUAUGUGAUGACAUGUGGGACCUUCUGGAUGUUACUGUCAUAUGCCGAGAGCUGGACUGUGGGGAGGCUCUGGCAGCACCAAGUGGUGCAUUCUUUGGUGAGGGGAGCAGUGUCAUCUGGCUGGAUGAUGUACAGUGCCAAGGAGAAGAGUCAAAGUUGGCAGACUGCCACACCAGUCCCUGGGGGACCAACAACUGCCGACACAGUGAAGAUGCUGGGGUUGUGUGUUCAGGUGCAAUGUCCCUUGCCAUGAUAGAAGAGCAAACAGCCAUGCUUACAAAGACCUUAGCUCCUCAGAGAUCCUGGUCUGUUACACCAAACCAAAUUCCACAUCCUAUUCAGUUUACAAGAAACCAGGAAGAAACUUUGACUAGUCAAGAACCCACAGAUGAUAUUAUCAAAGGAGGUCUUUCAGAAAGUGGCCAGCAGCAGCUGCGGCUUGUAGAUGGCCCUGAAUCCUGUGCUGGACGGGUAGAGGUGUUGUACAAAGGCCAGUGGGGCACAGUGUGUGAUGAUGGCUGGGACUUGGUGGAUGCAGCUGUUGUAUGCCGUGAGUUGGACUGUGGAGCUCCACUUCUCAGUCCAGGCAAUGCUCGAUAUGGACCAGGAUCUGGACCUAUCUGGUUGGAUGAUGUCAACUGCACUGGGAGAGAGUUUACUAUAAAGCGCUGUCAUUCUAAGCCUUGGGGGAAGCAUAACUGCAAUCAUCAUGAAGAUGCUUCUGUCAUCUGCACAGGCAGGUGGAAACGUCUGUUGUUCCAAAAACCAAUUGGUAGUUCAAAGGCAACUGAACUACCAGUCUCUAUCACACCUGAGCAAGUAUCUCCAAACAAUUCAGAGCUCCAAAAUGUGAUGGACGUACCAGAGAUUACCACAAACACUCAGGAAUUUCCAAAUGAGUCAAACGUAAAGUCUCUCAAUCAAUGGUACAUUGAGGAUCCUUUUUUAAAAACAUCAAGUGUCAAAAUUGAACAGGAAAAGGAGAUAAAGCCAAUAAAUCCUUCAGGUAUUGUUGAAUCAACCUUUAGUCCAAAUAUAUUGCAGCACAUGCAGGAAAAAAAUUCAUACAAUUUCCCUAAAACAAGAUUGUCCACACACAAAUGGGAAAAAGAGUCACUCUCUUCCACAGAAAAUUUUCAGCCAUCCUCCAUCACAUGGUAUACAGAAUCUAAAAGAGAAAUAAAGUCAACAACUCCUGGAUUCGUAGAUAAAACAAUAUAUAAUUCAGAGAAUCCACAGGAUGUUCAGGAGAUGGAACCAGCUAUUUCUUCAAAGAUCAUGUCAUCAUUUCAAAAAAGGAGGGAAAUGCCCAUUUCACAAUCCAUAGAAUUUAAAUCAUUAUCCAUGUGGGAUAUUGAAUCAGACAGAGAAAGGCCAUCAGGAGCAGGACCGCCUCCAUUUGCACAAUCAUUUAACUCUGCCCCUGAGGGAGUGCCUUCCAUUUAUUGGGAUAGCAAUGCUGAAGUGUCUCCAGUUACAAAGAACAUAGAAUUCAAUGAUGUCUUCAAUGAAAAUAAGGAUAUCACCACUGCCACAUGGAUUCAGGCACCUGAGAAAGUCAUAAGCACAUCUGAUGUGAGGAAUGAAUUGUUUGAAUUCUCAAAAAGUUUUGAAGUCAGAAAAGAGGUGAAACUGCCUAUAACCAGAAAGAAUUUGCAACCUGAAAAGCACAUUGAAACAACCACAUCCAAAGUCAUAGAUUAUGAAGAGAAAUCAAAUCAAGAAAAACAGGAGGAAUCAAAUACAGAUCCCCAUCCUGUGGAACCCUCAGGCCUGACCAAAACAUCAGAUCCAAAUGUCCUAUCUGUCAAACCUGUCACCUAUUCUGAACACUGUGAAUCAUUCCCAGACUGUCUUUUAAUGCAAAAACAAAGUAAAGCAGAUCAAAGAUGUUGCUGUUCACCACAAGCCCUGAGGAAUUUGGUCCAUACAAUGAAAGGUCUCCAUGGGGAACUAGGUUCUGUCUCCGUUGCCAUUAAGAAUCAAGAUUCCCAACUGAAGGCUAUAGCUCACAAUUUGGCUGAGUUGUCAGCUUCUAUACGUCUUCUGGUUGCAAUAUUGCCCUCUCUAGUACAGCCUGUCUCAUCACAAUCCUUCUUAUCUCCAUCUGGGCAAGAUGAAACUCAACUGGAAAAUCAACUACCCCUGAAGUGAAAUAUGUAUGAUUUUUUUGUAAUGCAAAAUAUUGAUCUUCACACCACCAAGAUACAGAGAGACAAAAAGUCUGCCUAUUGAAACUGUGCCAUAAGAUGGCUAAGAUCUACACGUGCAAAUUUUACAAUACUAAACAUGUCACAAUCAGAAAUUGUCAUAAUUCCUAUGUCAGAAAUACAAAAUCAAAUGAACUGAAUAUUAGAGUGCACUAAGAGAAGUUGUCAGAUGAUUUUUUUAAGUAAUUGUAGUGAGCGAUUCAUUUAUUAUAUUAUUCACUGAUUAAAACUGGGUUUUAAAUGGCAGAGUCAAAGAUAAUUUGAACCUGGAUACUGUCCAUUCAUCUGCUAUGUAGACUGGCAAUUAUUCUCUCCAUAAAAUGGCUGUACUCUGUGUAAUUUAAUUUCUGUGCUUUUUGUAAACAUCCAUAAUGGGGUAGAAUGAGAAAAGUCAAGAGCUAAGAAAAGAAUAAUUCCCAGUAGUAAUAUAGCUGCUUUUUCAGUGCAAAGAAGAAGAAAGAACAAUAAAUUAAAAGUAGAAAAGAAAGAAAAAGAAUAUAAUAAAGAAAAAUAAAAUAAAUAUAUAAAGUUACGUUUCCUUUCAUCACAACAAAUAUAAACAACUUUAGUAACAUCACUUUCUCUUAAAACACAACAAAUUAUCUCUUCCCAUAUUUCAAUUUCUUAUCCGUAAACAAAUUCAUGAAACUUCAUCAUUUCAGUCAUUAGGUCAGUAAAAUUUCAUUAAAGGUUACCAGAGAUAACAACUCAUGUAUUUUAACCUUAAUCAAAUAAACCGAUUUUAUACUCCUUUCUUUUACUACUAACAAUCCUAACUUGGACUUUUGGGGAAGAAAUGGCAAAGUGAAAACAACUCUCUGAAAGAUUGGGUUUCAUAACUGCUCUCUGGACAAGGACAGGACUUGAGAUCACUUGCAUAUGGGCAACAGAAAGCUGCUCCUAGUGAGGAGACCUCAAGACUCUUCUGGGUUUAAAGCUCUGGGAGACAGAGGAUAACCAUCUUGCUCAAAUGGUGAUUGUCACCUUUAAAAGGACAUUUGGUUCACAUGCUUCUUUGUCUAAUAAUUUUUAGAAAUUGAUUGUGAAUGGCUUUUCAGCUAUUAGAGACCUUUGGAUUAAUAUGUUUAUGGGGGAGUUUCCUUCAAUCCUUAGUAAAGAAGUUUUAAAUACAAGUUUAAGAACUUAUUUCCCCCCCCCCUAAAAUAAACAGCAAAAGGAUGACUAGAUUUUAGAAAAUUACAUAUGGACUAACCAUCCAGGUAAAUUUGAAAUAAGACUUUGGAAUAAAUUAUAAAAAUCCUUGCUGUUGGAAAAUGCUUUUGUUUUGAAUUCUUUUAAAAUAUGUAAAAUAAGAUUUAAAAAAUUGGACAUUAAAAAAACUAGAAAGAACUAAAGACUACAAUGAGAGGAGAACAACACUCAAACUUCAUUUGCUAAAACAGAAUGAAGCAAAAUAUUUUAACAUUGGACACAUUGAGGGAUACUUUUGAACAAUGGACCAGAAGUAAAUUUUUAAAAAUGUUACUUAACUUCAUUAAAAACAAAAUGAAAAAGAAAAGGAUGGAAGAGGAACAAGUAUUACCUGACAUGAAUGAGACUGUUUUGAAAGUGGAUUUAAAAAUGAGAGGCUACAAGAAUGACAUAGAAAAUGAUGUUACGCUGAACAUACAAAAGAAAUCAGCUGAUAUCUUGAUUUGUUACUUGUAUAUUCCUUUUAAUUAUUAAAAGAAUGAUCUGGAUAAUUUCCCCAUAUUAAAUUUAUAAAGGAGACUUUUUAAAGCUUGCAAAAAUUUUGUAAGAAGUGAUAAAGAAAAAAUUAAAACAAAUCAAGGAUGUUUUCUGAA
Messenger RNA from Pantherophis guttatus, 5006 nucleotides. RefSeq lists its product as uncharacterized. Gene Ontology annotation, cellular component: plasma membrane. The record is from RefSeq and is a predicted model, not a curated record. Gene Ontology annotation, molecular function: serine-type endopeptidase activity. Gene Ontology annotation, biological process: zymogen activation. Lineage: Eukaryota; Metazoa; Chordata; Lepidosauria; Squamata; Colubridae.